CAGAGUGCAGUGGAUCGGGUUGGCAACAAGACGCAGCAGUAGCCUAUAUCCGCAACAUUAACAGAGCGUGGCUAGCUAGCCUAAUUGAGAUUUAGCUAGUUAUUUAAUGUACUGGGUUCUGUUGGGACCAACUCAUUCAUGAACGGACUCUGCGCGAGUGAAGAGCGAACCACCGUGCGCAAAGAUUGACCAACAUCUGUUCCAUUGUUGCCGCGCUGUAGCCUAAUAAUUAUCCACAUUGAGAAGAGUGAUAUGGGACUCUACGCCUUCUACAUUGGAGAUCUGUCUGUUUCUAUUUGCAACAACCAACACAGAUCUUGUUCAGUCUAAUCUCAAGAGGAGGGAGAAUUAAGCAGGAAGUUUGGCCGAAGUCUCUCCCUAUGGAUUUAGCACUUUCUGUGGCGUGAGCCCCUGGAAAGAAGGAGACGGGCGCGCGAGCCUCAUUCUGACGUGAGAACACAAUCUGGUCAGGGUGAAGUGGACUUUGCGCCCCAGCCGGAAGGAUCAGCUCUACCUCCUUCCCUGCCUGCUCACCACCGAGCUGCUGUCCUUCACGUUUUGGUUGUUUUGAAGGAUUUAUAAGUGCAUCUCCGAGGUUUCCACACGGACACACACUGAAGACAAUCACCAAAGACUAAAAAAAGGAUUGGACAGAAACCCAAAUGAGGAUUCCAAUAUUGACCUCGAUCAAAUGGAACUAGGAUAUUCUGGUGCCUAAUCGAACUUUAUGAAGGAUUGAUCAUUACGAGCAAAGAACGAAAUAAAAGCUCACGAGGGCCCUUGAUGAUGUUCUCCUGCCCAAUGGUCCAGUUUUUGGGGUGUGUGUUGAGUUUGCCAAUGCCCGGAAUCGGUGUGUGAGGCCAGGGUUGCCCCUUCAUUCUUUUGCUAUCACACACAUCUGCAAGAUGGUGAAUGUCUACACGGUCUGCAUCGUCAUACUCUGUCUGACUGUUGGACUCCUGGCCAAAGCCAUCGGGUCAGAAGACGGAAAAACAGAAGAUUUGACUGUGUCUCGUCCGCUCAUCCUGCCUGGUUAUCCUGAGAACGCUACGGCGGUUGUGGGGGGACAGGUGAAGCUGCUGUGUAAGGUCCACCGGCCGGCAUUCACCAAGGUCCAGUGGCUGAAAAGAGACGGAGAGCGCCUGGGAGCCGAGGGCCAGCCACAUCUCAGAGCUCUGGAGGCCCUACAGAGCAACAUCUCCAAUGUGAACACUCUGUCUCUGAGCAACGUGUCUCUGGAGGAUGCUGGGGAGUACAUCUGUAUGGCUGAGGCCACCACACACGGUGGACACCAGCGACAGUCCAUGCAGUCUGCCUGGCUACAGGUUCUACCAGGGACCCUGAUCUCUCGUUACCUGGACCAGAGUACGGCCAUUGAAGUCCCAGCAGAUGUCCUGGAGGACCUUAGUCAGGACACCACUGAGCACCUGCUUCUGGAACCGGGUGAUGUCCUCAAGCUGCGCUGUGACACCAACCGGCCGGGGGGUGUGUAUUGGUACAAGGAGGGGACCCGGGUGCUGCACACCGCCCGCAUCCAGAUCCGCGGGGGUGUUAUGGAGAUCACGGACGUGACGUACGAGGAUUCUGGGGUGUAUGCAUGUGUCCUCCGCGGGACCAAGGAGCCCCUGAGGAACUUCACCAUCACUGUAGCAGACUUACUGGGCUCAGGUGAUGAUGAUGAGGACAACGGUCUAGAAGACACAUCGGCUGAGAUUGAAAAUGACCAGGUCUACUUCACAAGAGGUCCCUACUGGACCCACAUCCAGCGCAUGGAGAAGAAGCUGUACGCAGUGCCGGCAGGGAACACGGUCAAGUUCCGCUGCCCGGCCAUGGGUAGCCCUCUGCCCUCCAUCCGCUGGCUGAAGAACGGACGCGAGUUCAGGGGAGAGCACCGCAUCGGAGGCAUCAAGUUGAGACACCAGCACUGGAGCCUGGUGAUGGAGAGUGUGGUGCCUUCAGACCGUGGGAACUACACCUGUCUGGUGGAGAACAAAUACGGCUCUAUCGUACACAGUUACCUUCUGGACGUACUGGAGCGCUCCCCACACAGGCCUAUCCUGCAGGCUGGUCUGCCAGCAAACACUACAGCGGUGGUGGGCACUGAUGUCCAGUUCUUCUGUAAGGUCUACAGCGAUGCCCAGCCCCACAUCCAGUGGCUGAAACACAUUGAGAGGAAUGGCAGCCGCUACGGCCCCGACGGGACUCCCUAUGUUCAGAUACUGAAGACAGGCAGCCUUAACAUGUCGGAGGUGGAAGUUCUCUAUCUGACUAAGGUGACCAUGGAGGAUGCUGGAGAGUACACCUGUCUGGCUGGAAACUCCAUCGGCUUCUCCCAUCAGUCUGCCUGGCUCACCGUCCUCUCAGAGGAGGACGUGGCUGACGAGGUGGACCUAAUGGAGACCAAGUACACUGACAUCAUCAUCUACGCGUCUGGCUUCCUGGCUCUGGUCAUGGCCAUCGUUAUCGUGGUGCUGUGUCGCAUGCAGGUGAACCCCAGCAGAGAGCCCUUCGAUGUCCUCCCUGUCCAGAAACUCUCCAAGUUCCCCCUCCGCAGACAGUACUCUGUGGAGUCUAACUCGUCAGGGAAGUCCAGUGCGUCUCUGAUGAGAGUGGCCCGCCUGUCUUCCAGCUGCUCCCCUAUGCUGGCCGGAGUCAUGGAGUUUGAACUGCCCUACGACCCCGACUGGGAGUUUCCCAGGGAGAAUCUGACUUUAGGGAAGCCACUGGGCGAGGGUUGCUUCGGUCAGGUGGUCAGAGCUGAGGCCUAUGGGCUCAACAAGGACCAUCAGGAGAACAUGUCCACUGUGGCUGUCAAGAUGCUGAAAGAUGAUGCCACAGACAAAGACCUGUCAGAUCUCAUAUCUGAGAUGGAGCUGAUGAAGGUGAUGGACAAGCACAAGAACAUCAUUAACCUCCUGGGGGUGUGCACAGAAGAUGGUCCUCUGUACGUGCUGGUGGAGUAUGCGUCUAAAGGCAGCCUCAGGGAGUACCUGCGGGCCCGCCGGCCCCCUGGCAUGGACUACACCUUUGAUGUGACCAAAGUGCCAGAGGAGCAGCUCACCUUCAAAGACCUGCUGUCCUGUGCCUACCAGGUGGCACGUGGCAUGGAGUACCUGGCCUCCAAAAGGUGCAUCCACAGAGACCUUGCUGCCAGAAACGUCCUCGUCACGGAAGACAACGUCAUGAAAAUCGCAGACUUCGGCCUUGCAAGAGGAGUGCACCAGAUCGACUACUACAAGAAAACCACCAACGGACGUCUGCCAGUGAAGUGGAUGGCGCCAGAGGCCUUGUUCGACAGAGUCUACACACACCAGAGUGAUGUGUGGUCGUUUGGGGUGCUGAUGUGGGAGAUCUUUACCUUGGGGGGCUCGCCGUACCCCGGUAUCCCUGUGGAGGAGCUCUUCAAGCUGCUGAAGGAAGGCCACCGCAUGGACAAACCCUCCAACUGCACACAUGAACUCUACAUGAAGAUGAGGGAGUGCUGGCAUGCCAUGCCCACACAACGACCCACCUUCAAACAGCUGGUGGAGGAGCUGGACAGAGUGCUGCUGUCUAUCUCUGACGAGUACCUGGACCUGUCGACACCUUUCGAACAGUACUCCCCAUCGUGCGAGGACACCUCCAGCUCUUGCUCCUCGGACAAUGAUUCUGUCUUUACCCACGAUGCCCUGUCCACCGACCCCUGUCUGCUGGGUUACCACGACGUGAAUUCUCGGAUUGACCCGAAAACGGCACUGCGGUAGACAGCGGCUCCAACGGGAGUACUCUGUCUCAAAGGGCAUUACAUGGAGAAGUUUACUUUGGAAAACGACCAUGUUGCAUUAAAAGCGGUACUUGGACUGUCUGCUCUGGCACUGUGUCCAAGAACAGUAUCUCAAACCUUGGCACUACAGAACCCUGGUCAUCUAAAAUGGCUGCCUCUUCUUAUCAGGUUUGGGGGUUUACAGUAAAAUGACUCUUGUUUGGGUCUCUACAGAGAGGAUGGACAAUGGUCAUCUUGUACUCAAACUCAUCUUAGCUAGCAUCCGAACAGUAUCCAAACUGGGCUUUUAAAACAGAAAAAUAUGUUUUAACAUAAAAGAUUUAUUUUGAUAUUGAAAAAAAACAGAGAAGCUGAUUGUUAAAUAUAAAUCUCUCUAUAUAUAAGAUUAUUUUACAUUUUGCUAUUUAAAAUUGUCUUAAAUCUCAGGAGCUCUUGUGUUAAAAAGUUGCUGUAGAGGCAGCAAAGUGCCAGAUGUUUUUUCUUCCUGUGAAUAUAUUAAAAUAUUUUAUGUACAUAUCAUAAAAAAGACAAUUACCUUUUAUAAAUUAUUCUAAAUGAUACAAAAAUGAAGGUGUUCAACUGAGGUGAAGAAAGAAAUAAUGUAUUCAAGUGUUUUAACGGCCAAAAUGUCCUCGCAAUUCUCGUUCCAUUUCAUCAAAACACCUUCAGUCCCCUGUUUGUACGCUGCUCUGGCCUUUGUAUGGCAUCCAGGCCAAUCGUCAAAGCCCUCAGAACCCCCAAUCCCUUAUGCUUUCAAUUGUUGCAAACAUAAACUAACUAUAAGAACAGUAUGGUCUGGGGGUCUGGGCCCUGAAAGAGAAGAAUACAAUUCAACACAAGACACUGGGGGAACAGGGGGAGCAGCCCAGCUUCUACUGUCAGUGCUGUAUGAAAAGAAAAGGACUGGACCUGAAGGUCUGAAUGUGAAAGGCCCAGUGUGAUUGAUUUUGAAUCCUCCUCUUUUGUUUCCCCUGUAACCCUUUAACCAGGCCCAGUGUGUUCGUAGCGGUACAGGCUGAGGCCGGGCCUUGACAAUAGGGUAUUUGGCAGUCCUGAUGGGUGUGACUGUGGGGACACUGUGGGGACAGGGAGGGUAGGGUGAUCCGGGGGGUAGCCUCAGCCUGUCUGCACCUCAGCCUGGGCCUGUUUGCAAAUGAAGACUCCCUUAUUAUGAUAAUGCCUGGCUCCCACUGAUACUCAUCUUUAUUCUGCUACCAUCUUUUAAUAUACAGUACCAGUCAAAGGUUUGGACACACCUACUCAUUCCAGGGUUUUCAUUAUUUUUACUAUUUUCUACA
Messenger RNA from Coregonus clupeaformis (lake whitefish), 5061 nucleotides. RefSeq names its product fibroblast growth factor receptor 4. Lineage: Eukaryota; Metazoa; Chordata; Actinopteri; Salmoniformes; Salmonidae. The record is from RefSeq and is a predicted model, not a curated record. Gene Ontology annotation, biological process: multicellular organism development; protein phosphorylation; positive regulation of ERK1 and ERK2 cascade. The transcript has 17 exons. Gene Ontology annotation, cellular component: signaling receptor complex. Bases 906 to 3743 code for a protein of 945 amino acids. Gene Ontology annotation, molecular function: ATP binding; fibroblast growth factor binding; fibroblast growth factor receptor activity.